AUGUCUGCCAGCUGGAUUGCGCAAGCAGAGCGUUUGGUGGCGCAGACACGUCACCGCCUCGAGGUGGAAGAAGAGUUUGAUGAAUACGCAGGGGAGUUUGAAAAGCACCUGUUGACGGUUUUGGACUACAAACUGCCUGAGGUGCUGCUUCACAAAGCUCAACUCCUCCCUGCGCUGCCACGUGUCGUGGACCUUGGCUGCGGCACUGGGCUCUGCGGCCGCGCGCUGCGGAGUCGGGCAGCGGUGGGAUGCCUCGUGGGGGUGGAUCUAUCGGCGUGCAUGUUGGCCAGGGCCAAGCAGGAGGGCGGUUACGAUGAGUUGUAUCAGCGAGACCUCUUAGCACAUUUGCAACGCGAAGGCUCCGGCGCGGUGGAUUUGCUCCUGGCGUGCGAUGUCUUCAUCUACCUGCGUUCGCUGGAGAAGGUCGUGACGGAGGGGCACAGGGUGCUGCGUCCUGGAGGCUUCUUUUUCUUCUCCACCGAAGCGGCCACAGUGGAAGAAGCCCCUGAGGGCCUGGUGCAACGUGCAUCUGGACGAUAUGCGCACAGCCGAGACUAUGUGGAAGGUUUGACGGACAGACGAUUCCAGAUCCUUGAUGCUGAGACCAUCGACCUGCGAAUCGAAGAUGACCUUCCGUUACCAGGAGAUUGUUAUUUGCUGCAACGUCUUCCGUGA
Molecule: messenger RNA, 675 nt
Organism: Cladocopium goreaui
Lineage: Eukaryota; Dinophyceae; Suessiales; Symbiodiniaceae
Source: the annotation of a GenBank genome assembly